AUGGCCGGCAUUGACUAUGUGACCGUUACGAGUGACGUACUGGAUCUAGCAGCGCUUACCGAUAUGGUGGGUAGGGAGGAUGCUGGGGCUAUCUCUACAUUCAUAGGCACGACUCGGAAUUCCUUCAAAGGCAGGGAGGUUGUGCGGCUAGAGUAUGAGGCAUAUGGAACCAUGGCUGAAAAGCAGAUGAAGAUCAUCUGUGCGACAUUGCGGGAGAAGUUUAGUGUGAUCAACAUUGCCAUAGCGCACCGUAUCGGUGUUGUGCCCGUGCGGGAGACAAGCGUAAUAAUUGCCGUGUCAUCCGCCCAUCGGAUAGAUUCUUUGCAGGCUGUUCAUUAUGGCAUCGAUGCCGUUAAAGAGCUAGUCCCUAUAUGGAAGAAGGAGUUCUACGCAGAUGGAAGUGUCCCAGAAUGGAAGGAGAAUUGCGAAGGCUGCACCAGGACGUUGAACGCUCACUAA
Molecule: messenger RNA, 459 nt
Organism: Sphaeroforma arctica JP610
Lineage: Eukaryota; Ichthyosporea; Ichthyophonida
Product: molybdopterin converting factor, subunit 2
Exons: 4
Coding region: 1-459 (152 amino acids)
Biological process (GO): Mo-molybdopterin cofactor biosynthetic process
Cellular component (GO): cytosol
Molecular function (GO): molybdopterin synthase activity
Source: RefSeq, a predicted model, not a curated record